GCGAGCGGUUCCGGGGCAGGCAGGAGCGGUUCCGGGUCGUGGCGGGGUCGGGCGGCCUCACCAUGCGGUACAACGAGCGGGAGCUGCUGUCCCUGGCCCGGCAGCCCGCCGAGAAGGCGGCGGAGAUCCUGAUGCGGGUGCCCAAGAAGGGGAGCGUGUUAAAGAAACGCCUUGUGAAACUUGUCAUCAACUUUCUCUUCUACUUCCGGACAGACGAAGCAGAGCCCAUUGGAGCUCUGCUGCUGGAGCACUGCAGGAUCACCAAAGAGGAGGAGAACGUCUUCUCGAUCAGUUUCGUUGAGGAGCCAGAGAGGAAAUACUGCUUUGAAUGUGACAGUGAAGAGCAGUGUCAAGAGUGGAUUGAGGCACUAGAGCGAGCCAGGACCCCCUGGAGCAGUAUGGGAUCUCCGAGGAAGCCCGCUUCCAGCUGGGAACGCACAAGCAGUAAUCCCCUUGCCUGGGCCAGACUGGCUUCUGGCCCCUGCUCGCCCCAGAGGGUCAACCCAAGCCCCCCUGGGAAGAACAGCAGCAGUUCCUCCACAGCGCUGACCAAGGUUAACCCUGUCACACCCUCUCCUGUUCAUUGCUGAGACCCACUGGCAGAGCCUGAUGGCUCAGCUGUUGAGGCCUUCACUGACACGAGAGCUCAGCCACAGCUCCAGCUGACAGAGAGGGGGCAUCUGCCUCCUGUGUCAAGGCAUCAGCGUCUGUGUAGCUACUGGCACCUGCCUCUUGGGGUUGUUUCCUUCUUUUUUCCCUUUCUGGGCAGGUGGUGCUAAUUCCUAGAGGCCUGAUGAAGCCCACGCUACAGCCCAUUAGAGCACUCUCAUCAAUGCUUUGGAGAACAAAGCUGCAAAGCACAGGGGAGCCAAGACAGGGCUGAGCUCUGCUUAGCGAUACUGCCUCCCUCUGCAGUGCUGUGGGCUGGGCUAAGCUGUGCAGUAAUUCAGCUUCCCAGAGAGGAAAGCCAGAUGGAGAGGCUUGUAAAGACAGGAACUGCUCCACUUUGGCUGGAUGUUUGAGCUCCAGGGCAUGCAGAAGUUAAGCCCAGGGGGCAUGCAGCAGGCAUUAAUGCUUCAUUCCCUGAGCUAGUGCUGCAGCUCUUCCCUUUGUGAGUGUCCAAAGGGAAAGACCAGAAAACUGUGCCAAGGUCUCAGCAAGCUGGCAGGGAACAAGGGCUGCCUUCCCUGGGCUCCUGUAAUGGAGAGAUAAGAACAUCCCUCCUCAGGGCUCUGCACCCUCAGCCAGCGCUCUGGCUGCACAAAGGGAAACUGCCCAGAGAGGAGGGAUGGAAAGACACUCCCCACACCUGCAGCCAGGGCUCUAGCAACCCAGUUUCCCAGCUCCCACAGCAAAGUGUGCAGCUGGCUGCAGCAGCUCCCCUGGAAAUAGACCAGGAAAAGCUCCAGGAAAGGCCCUUGGGAAGGUCCCAGGUAACAUUCUCAGGCAGUUGAUGACAGAAGGAACUCAAGUCACUGCUGGGGCAGGUAAAUGCCCCAAGGGCUUGGCCUGAGCUUUGGGGGUUUGCAGCUCUGGGCUUUGUUCCACCUGGCUAGCAGGAAGGCUGUGCUGCAGCUAACCAGCACGUGGUACGUGACGGGGGGGGGGGGGGG
Molecule: messenger RNA, 1613 nt
Organism: Phalacrocorax carbo (great cormorant)
Lineage: Eukaryota; Metazoa; Chordata; Aves; Suliformes; Phalacrocoracidae
Source: RefSeq, a predicted model, not a curated record